Messenger RNA from Kwoniella shivajii, 1935 nucleotides. RefSeq lists its product as uncharacterized. Bases 1 to 1935 code for a protein of 644 amino acids. Gene Ontology annotation, molecular function: ATP binding; ATP hydrolysis activity. The transcript is spliced from 10 exons. The record is from RefSeq and is a predicted model, not a curated record. Lineage: Eukaryota; Fungi; Basidiomycota; Tremellomycetes; Tremellales; Cryptococcaceae.
AUGGCUUCGUAUCUACACGCCCUGACCUACGGUGACGAUGUAUUCGGUUUACCUUCGAAACUGAUUUCCAGCCUUUCAAGACAUCAGAACAUGGACAGCUUUGCUCCAUUGGCUAUUCGAGCUAUAGCUCUGGGAGCGAUCUUGACUGUACUGAAACGAUUCAUAAAAUAUGGCCAAUCAAAGAUCAAUAGAAUUCUGUUCCCAACAGCCUAUAUAGCUGUUAACGAUCCUGCAUUUCACUGGAUCACAUCAUGGAUAGCUCAAGAUCCAUACGCUCAGUCACAAAUUCAUGAUUUCCAAUUAUCGACUACUGAAUCAAGAUCCUUGAGGAAGAAGAAUAAUCAAGGAGUUUUGACUGUUGGUGACACUAAAACCAAAGGGACAAUAGGUGAACAUAAUGCAAGCUGGAAAAUGAAUGAGAUCAUAGGUCAGAUAUUACCUACUUAUCAACAUAGCAUAAGGAUUAAACAUGAUGGAAAUUACCUUUGGGUCACAAGACGCAUCACUGGAUUCGCAGGUGUAAGGCAGAUUGAUCAUUUCAGGGUUAGGACAAUCGCUUUUCGACCUCAAGUUCUUCGUCAAUUCUUGGUAGCGGCAAGGAAUGCAUUCUUCGCCAAAGAAGAGAGAGAAUUAUUGAUUUUUCAUGCCAAACGUAUUCAAUCUACCUGGCAGGUUCCCGUUUCCAGACCUGCGAGACCAUGGUCUUCCGUCAUCCUACCUGGGGAUCUCAAAGAUGAAGUACUCAAAGAUAUAGAAAAAUUUCUUAGUGAUAAAGAAACGCAUUGGUAUGCUUCUAGAGGCAUUCCCCAUAGAAGAGGUUACUUAUUUCAUGGUGCUCCUGGAUCUGGGAAAACAACCCUCGUCACCGCUAUUGCUAGUAAGCUAGCCUUGGAUAUUUACGUCAUCAAUCCUGCCCAAAGAGGUAUGGAUGAUGCCAAAAUGUCCAAGUUGUUCAGAGAUUGUCCUGCGAGAAGUGUUAUCCUCAUCGAAGACAUUGAUUGUAUCUUUCCGAGAGGCCGCGGAAAUCGGAUUCAAUCUGAUGAUCAAGGUGACAAUGGCGAUGAUGGUGCUUGGGAAGACGGUGAUGGGAUGGCCGAGAAUAAUGAGUCGGUCAUUUCUAAUAUGAUGAGCCUAGGUGGAAAACACAACUUGGCUCCUUCCACAGUUACGAUGUCAGGUUUACUCAAUGCUAUUGACGGUGUAUCAAGUCAAGAAGGAUGUAUUUUGAUUGCCACUACGAAUCAUCCUAAUCGACUCGAUCCAGCUUUAUCCCGAGCAGGCAGAUUUGAUAUCCGUUUAGAGUUCACUUGGGCCAUUCCAUCUCAAGCAAAAGCUCUAUACCUCCAUUUCUACCCUUUAGACGAAUUCCAACCUUUUCCAAAUACUAGUCCCCCGGACGAUGGUCGAGAAGAUACAAAGACAUCGGAAAAGCUUUUUGGACAAUCAGAAGUUGUUAUUUCAAACCAAAAAGAAUUAGACAAUUUAGCAGAUGCAUUCGUUGAAGGUAUUUUCAAUCUUUCCGGUUGUAAAUCCUUAGCUCUAAAUUCUUCAGCAAAUGACAAUUCCCAAACUCCAGCAAGCCCGACUCAUCCAAAGUUAUCAAUGGCAUCACUCCAAUCCUAUUUGUUACAACACAAGGAAGACCCGAUAUCAGCUAGCGAGGUUGUGAAAGAAUGGAUCAAACAGGAAUCAAACGCAAACGUGAGCCAUCAUUCUACUAAUGUCGGUGAGAUCAAAUGGGGUUUGAGAGGUCGUCAAGUAGAAGACGAUGAUUACACAUUAACUUCAAACCAAAAGGUUCGGAGCGUUUGCAAGUCACAAGGGAAAGUCAAACUGAAGAAAGCGGAGCAGGAGGGAAGUGGAGAAAAGAAGGCCCAAAAUGCAGCUGCAGCGGUCGGUGAUAUUGCCGAAAUCGAAAACUUGGUCGAAUCAUAG